CCUCAGUCAUAACUGUACGUAGUUAUGUCUCCACUUCCACCCAUUUCCGGAAAUUUCAUGAUUUCAAUUUUCUCUCUGGACUGAAGAAAAUCCCCGUGUGCACUUGGCCCCACUUCCUUUUUCCACUCCUGAAGGUAGGUAUCAGGACCGAAGAUGUUCCAACUUGGGAGCCUCAUUGUCUUGUGUGGCCUGCUCUCUGGGACCUCAGCCUCACUUUCAGAUGUCCUUCAAGACCUAAACCUAGAUCUUGCUUCUCUUCAAGAAGCCUUGAAUUUGCAAUCAAUCAAGGACAACAUUCUAGGAUCUUUGAAAACACUGGACCUCCUUGGUUUACAGGUGAAGAUCAAUGAACUGAACAUCGUGGACGUGCAAGCUUCCUCAUCUUCUGAUGGCAAUGCCAUUAACUUGCAGCUGCCUGUCAGAGCGAAUGUCUCUGUGUUUCUGCCUCUUCUUGGCUCCACAGUGGAUGUCGCUGUUUCCUUGGACGUCAUAAAUUCACUGGCUUUUCAAACUAAUGCCCAAACUGGCCUUCCCACCCUGGCCGUAGGGGAAUGCUUAAGUGAUACCGACAAUAUCUCCAUUUCCUUGUUGGGCAGACGAAGCGCCUUACUCAACAGAUUGUUGGAUGAAGUAUCUGGUCUCCUUACAAAUGUAGUGAGCAACCUGCUGCAAAACCAAUUAUGUCCACUGCUCCAAUCAUUAAUCAGCGGCCUGGAUGUAAAUAUUCUUCAAAACCUCCUCUCUAAUCUGCAGCUGCCAGCCUCCCUCUGAAGAGGAAGGAGCCAAAGGAGGGACGCCAUGGCACUCCUGCUGGUUAGUCUCCAGCGGCUUUGUCUGACCCCCUGUGGCAUUUCUCUCUAGAAAUUGCUACCACCACCUGCACAAGGUCUGCCUGAGCCCACCUAGAGGACCCUCCCAGACUUCCUUCUUCUUCUAGUUCUCUCCACCCUUGCUAUUCCCACCUCAGCAUUAAAACCCUAACUGCA
Molecule: messenger RNA, 986 nt
Organism: Alexandromys fortis (reed vole)
Lineage: Eukaryota; Metazoa; Chordata; Mammalia; Rodentia; Cricetidae
Gene: Bpifa2
Product: BPI fold containing family A member 2
Exons: 9
Coding region: 154-771 (205 amino acids)
Cellular component (GO): secretory granule; extracellular exosome
Molecular function (GO): lipopolysaccharide binding
Source: RefSeq, a predicted model, not a curated record